Messenger RNA from Racocetra fulgida, 540 nucleotides. NCBI's taxonomy places the organism in Eukaryota, Fungi, Glomeromycota, Glomeromycetes, Diversisporales, Gigasporaceae. The record is from the annotation of a GenBank genome assembly.
AUGGCAAACCCAGAACAUGAGGCUGUUAAAUCAUAUCUUUUUAAACGGUUUGAUUUACCCAAUAAUGGUGUGGACGUUGAUCCGCCGAUAGAAGUUUAUGAUCAUUUUAAUCCAACUGGCUAUGGUAAUAAAAUUGCACCGGAUGUCGCGAUCUGUCCAAGCGAAGUACACGUUCCACGGCCAUCAAUUCCUCACCCUGGUCCUCCCCCUAGCAACGCUAAGUUAUGGACGCGCCAGGCACUGGCUGAAAGUGUACUAUCAACCAACCUAACUUUAGCGGGAGCAGGAGUACAUGUUAAAACGUGGGAUUUUGGUACCUUGCGAUAUGGUACGUUUACACCAACCAAUUGCAUUAGUGCAAAUCUUCCUGCAUACCAAGUAACUAUUCCAGUAUUGGAUAUUUUUUGGAACCCUCCCAUUAUGAACGGAGUUGUAAAUGAAGUGGAUUAUAUUCCAACAGUUCCUCAUGGUGUUGUUGGCAAUAAUUUUCUCAUAGAUUUAUAUAGCAUUCAACGCUGGGUUUUUAAAACACAAACUUGA